Humulus lupulus (European hop) is the source of this 672-nucleotide messenger RNA. Its product is annotated as non-functional pseudokinase ZRK2-like. Gene Ontology annotation, molecular function: protein serine/threonine kinase activity; protein tyrosine kinase activity; ATP binding. Gene Ontology annotation, biological process: protein phosphorylation; cell surface receptor signaling pathway. The coding region runs from base 1 to 672 and encodes 223 amino acids. The transcript has 3 exons. The record is from RefSeq and is a predicted model, not a curated record. NCBI's taxonomy places the organism in Eukaryota, Viridiplantae, Streptophyta, Magnoliopsida, Rosales, Cannabaceae. Gene Ontology annotation, cellular component: plasma membrane.
AUGUAUAAGGGAGUUGAUGAUGAAGAAGAAGAGUCUAACAUUUUUGUAAAAAUGUUUUUGCCAAGGUUUAAAAAAGAACUAGACUUGAAAAUGAUUGCAAAUGAAGUUGCAAUUGCAUCACAAAUGAGCAACCACAAGAAUGUUUUGAAGCUCUUGGGGUACUGCCUAGACACAGAGUUGCCUAUGUUGGUGUAUGAACUUCCAGUUCAAAGUAUUCUCUCCCAUUUUCUCGUUGAAAACGAUGGACUGCCAUUUGAGACGAAGUUAAGGAUUGUAACGUAUCUCCACCACGACCAUUUAAAGACCUUCGUCCAUAGAAAUAUCCAUAGCAAACAAGUGUUCUUAGACCAAGACUAUGGUGCCAAGCUGUUUGAUUUUCAAGCAUCACUUCCACUUCCUGAAGGCAAAACUCAUGUAGAUGCGGAUGUUAUUGGUACUAAAGGAAAUAAUUUGGGACAACUACUUUGGUAUGUUUAUGAUCCAGCUGAUAGAAAUGACAGGGUCGAUGCUUGGAAACGUGAAUCGGAGACCAAUUUGUUGCAAGAAAAAGAAGAAAAAAGAGGUCAAAUAAUGGAAUGUGCCAAACUAGUGGAGAGGUGUGUUAAACAGAAUGUGGAUUGGAGACCUAACAUGGUGGAAGUGUUAGAAAAUGAAAUGAGUCAGCAGUCAUGA